AUGGGCUCCAUCACCCCCCACCCCACCGACCAAACCCCUCACCCCUACACCCUUUCCAACCCCUUCCACACGCGCAUCCUGGCCGGCGAGAUCACCCCGCUGAUGUCCAUCAAGUUCAUCACUAGCAACGAGAUCCCGAUGAUGUGCAAGAUGGCCGGGGUGCACGGCCUCUUCAUCGACAUGGAGCACUCGGCGCUGGACCUGCACCAGGUGGGCCAGCUGAUCCUGGCCUGCAACUACGCGGGCGUGUCGGCCGUGGUGCGCAGCCCCAGCAAGUCCCACUGGCACAUCAGCCGGAUCCUCGACGCGGGGGCGUCGGCGGUCGUCGUCCCGCACAUCGAGACCCUCGACGAGGUGCAUGCCCUCGUCAAGUACGCCAAGUACGCGCCCCUCGGGGCCCGCGGGUGCACCAACAACCUUCCCGCGUUCAACUUCCAGCAUGUGCCCACCCUGACGCAGAAUGAGGUGCUGAAUCGCGAGACGAUGCUGAUUCCUAUGAUUGAGACGCCGGGGGCGGUGAAGAUCGCUGAGGAGAUCCUGGCGGUCGAGGGGGUGGAUGGUGUGUUGGUCGGGUCGAAUGAUCUGUGUGCCGAUCUGGGGAUCCCCGGCAAGUAUGAUAGUGCCUUGUAUCAGGAUGCGGUCACCAAGGUGCUGCAGGCGGGGAGGAAGGCGGGCAAGCCCGUGGGGAUCGGGGGGAUUGGGGGUCGGUUGGAUAUUCUGGAGAAGUGGUUUCAGUUGGGCGCGUCGUGGUCGUUGAGUGGGCAGGAUGCGUCGAUGUUGCAGGCGGGGUUAAGGCAGAUGGCGAGGAAUUAUGCGGAGAUUGGGGAGAGGGUUGCCAAGUCGACGUGA
Messenger RNA from Aspergillus aculeatus ATCC 16872, 849 nucleotides. RefSeq names its product HpcH/HpaI aldolase family protein. The transcript has a single exon. The coding region runs from base 1 to 849 and encodes 282 amino acids. The record is from RefSeq and is a predicted model, not a curated record. NCBI's taxonomy places the organism in Eukaryota, Fungi, Ascomycota, Eurotiomycetes, Eurotiales, Aspergillaceae. Gene Ontology annotation, molecular function: aldehyde-lyase activity. Gene Ontology annotation, cellular component: cytoplasm.